AUGGAUGCUGUUCAAGUGCUUUUGGUCGGGGACUCCGAUAUUGAACGCUGGCCCCCAGCUUUGUGGCCCUGUGUUGAGACGUCGUCUGUUUCCAUUUCGGGCCAGAGUGGAGCCACAGUAGAGCAGGUAGUUCCGUACGCAGAAGCGGCCAUUUCUCAAAAGGUCGAAUCUGCUUCGCGAUCAGUUUUGGUGUUUUGUGCGGGGGGAAACGACAUCAGCAAAGGAAUUGACGUUGACGAGAGUUCUAAGACAUUUGAAGGUCUUUUGAACACAGUAAUGGAUAGGCGACCCGAUCUGCACGUCAUCGUAUUGGGACCAAAAUUCGAACCUUGGAUGGAAGAUGAUCGGGAUGCCCGACGAGCGUACAUUACCAUGUCGGAAAGGUUUCACAGAGAGUGCAAAAUACACCGAGUAAUGCGACAUAUCACAUUUGUCGACUGUCUCACCAUGUUCUGUGGCGAGUCAGCCGAGAAACCUGGAGGUUUACAUGGCGGACAAGCAAACGCGGAUCCGGUAUUUUUUCAUCUCGAUCAGCUUCACCUGAAUGAUAAAGGAUAUCGAGUCUGGAAGCAAGUGGUGGAGCAGCGUAUACAAGAGAUAUUAGAAUUACCUGUCCUUUGA
Messenger RNA from Phaeodactylum tricornutum CCAP 1055/1, 621 nucleotides. RefSeq lists its product with no specific name. NCBI's taxonomy places the organism in Eukaryota, Bacillariophyta, Bacillariophyceae, Surirellales, Neidiaceae. The transcript has a single exon. Bases 1 to 621 code for a protein of 206 amino acids. The record is from RefSeq and is a predicted model, not a curated record.